GAUUGCGGCUCGCCGGUGUCAGUCCCCGAGCGAGCGCCGGUGGCGGGGCCGGGAGCCGGUCCGGCAGCCGCAGGUGGGGCUACUGGCAGCGAGGGACCCAGCCCGGAGCCCCCCAGGAUGCCCCGCGGGGACUCGGAGCAGGUGCGCUACUGCGCGCGCUUCUCCUACCUCUGGCUCAAGUUCUCGCUCGUCAUCUACUCCACAGUGUUCUGGCUGAUCGGGGGCCUGGUCCUGUCUGUGGGGAUCUAUGCAGAGGUCGAGAGGCAGAAAUACAAAACCCUGGAAAGUGCCUUUCUGGCCCCGGCCAUCAUCCUCAUCCUCCUGGGGGUCGUCAUGUUCAUCGUGUCCUUCAUCGGCGUCCUGGCUUCCCUCCGCGACAACCUGUGUCUCCUUCAAGCGUUCAUGUACAUCCUUGGGAUUUGCCUCAUAAUUGAGCUCAUUGGUGGCGUGGUGGCCUUGAUCUUCCGGAACCAGACCAUCGACUUCCUGAAUGACAAUAUUCGAAGAGGAAUUGAGAACUACUAUGAUGAUCUGGACUUCAAAAACAUCAUGGAUUUUGUUCAGAAGGAGUUUAAGUGCUGUGGCGGGGAAGACUACCGAGAUUGGAGCAAAAACCAGUACCACGACUGCAGUGCCCCUGGACCCCUGGCCUGUGGGGUGCCCUACACCUGCUGCUUCAGAAACACGACAGAAGUUGUCAACACCAUGUGUGGCUACAAAACUAUCGACAAAGAGCGCCUGAGCGUGCAUAACAUCAUCUAUGUGCGGGGCUGCACCAACGCCGUGCUCAUCUGGUUCACGGACAACUACACCAUCAUGGCGGGCCUCCUGCUGGGCAUCCUGCUCCCCCAGUUCCUGGGAGUACUGCUGACAUUCCUGUACAUCACCCGGGUGGAGGACAUCAUCACGGAGCACUCUGUCACCGACGGGCUCCUGGGGCCCGGCGUCAAGCCCGGCGUGGAGGCGGCAGGCACGGGGUGCUGCAUGUGUUACCCCAUUUAGGGCCGCGGCCUGGGCAUUGGCUCCAGAAGGACUGCGACAGGACAGCUCUGCUGAGGCCGCGUCGGGGGGCGGGCGGGGGGCCAGACAGGCCUGUGGCUCCUUCUCCAUUCUCAGCACUGACCAAAGCCCCGGCUGUGUCUGCUCAGGGCUCCCAGACUGCUGCGUGUCGGGAGGCAGAGCCACUCCCCAGCUGCGGGACUCUGCCUGCCCACCCUGCUGGGCGUGGGGAACCGGGCGCCCCUUCUCCAGGCUCUGGCCGCUGGGAAGGGGGAGCUCAGUGCUGGGCUUCAGGCCCACUUCAUUUCUGGUAGUGCCUUGGCCUUGGGGUUUGGGCCCUUGAAGGCAGUUUUGUACUGACUUGUAACCGGGGAGCGAGGAGAAACACGUGCCCAGUGGUGAAGGAGGGGAGGGGUGCAAUCCCCGGGCCCCUGUCCUUCAGCCUCACCCCUGAGGCCUAGGUGGGCCUGUUUCUCAGCCUCCCAGGUGCCUUGAGCCCUCCCCAGGGCUGCUGCUUUGCUGACCUGUUUUUUUACAUGAUUUUUGUAACAUUCAUUUUGUACACAGUUAAUAGGACUUUCCGACUAAUCAAAGCUGGAUGUUCCCCACCCCCUUACAGUCUUCCCUCUCCAAGCCAGUUCAUUAAUCAGACAAUAAAGAUGUGAUUUUUUUUUUUU
This is a messenger RNA of Dama dama (fallow deer), 1676 nucleotides long. It is a transcript of the gene TSPAN15, whose product is annotated as tetraspanin 15. Gene Ontology annotation, cellular component: membrane. NCBI's taxonomy places the organism in Eukaryota, Metazoa, Chordata, Mammalia, Artiodactyla, Cervidae. The record is from RefSeq and is a predicted model, not a curated record. Bases 118 to 1002 code for a protein of 294 amino acids. The transcript has 8 exons.